Molecule: messenger RNA, 1650 nt
Organism: Tripterygium wilfordii
Lineage: Eukaryota; Viridiplantae; Streptophyta; Magnoliopsida; Celastrales; Celastraceae
Product: serine/arginine repetitive matrix protein 1
Exons: 1
Coding region: 1-1650 (549 amino acids)
Source: RefSeq, a predicted model, not a curated record
AUGCCUCGCCGUCACUACUCGCCGGCGGCUUCGCUUCUUCCUCUGCCACUUCUUAUCAUUCUCUUGCCUACAAUUGCUUUGAUUCUUUUACUCUCUCUUCUGUUCUUCUCAUCUCAUGUUCUUCGUCCAAAUUCAGUAAAGAAGGGUUGGGACUCACUCAAUGUGUUAUUAGUAUUGGUUGCUGUUCUUUGUGGCAUUUUCGCUAGAAGAAACGAAGAUGAACCCACCGUCGAUGAAGGUAAUACGUCGUCGUCGUCGUCGUACUCGAUUGAUCAAAAGACGACACGAAAUUCGGUUAUGAAUGACUGGAUUGGUGAUCGGUACUAUAAUACAAGACCCGGAACCGGUACUGGUACAGGUCGGUUGAAGAGGAACAGUAGCUCGUAUCCGGAUCUGAGACAAGAAUCGGCUUGGGAAACCAGUGAUAACCAGUUCAGGUUCUUUGAUGACUUCGAUUUAAGUAAAUAUCGGUCACCGGAGGAGGAUAGUUUAAAUUUUCAUUCCCAUCGGAGACAGGGAAGUGAAAUUCAAGACGGGCUUAAGGAUAUUCCAGUGGAUACUUUUGUGCUUCGUUCUUCUACUUCUAAACCGUCGCCGUCGAAGGCUCCAGCGCCGCCGCCACCACCACCUCCUCCGCCGCCACCGUCUGCAAGACAUCAGAAGCAGAGAAGAGCUAAUACGUCUAUUGGCCAAAGACGGAAGGUUGAGAAUGCGGGUGAUCAAUGUGAUGCCAGAUUGGAGGAGAUCAAAUCUCCACCACCAACGCCACCUCCGCCACCGCCUCGGCCACCACCACCAGUUGCGACUCUUAAAACAGAGCAGAAGUACUCGAAAAGUGGACGGAAAAUGAGUAAUGCAAGGAAGGAGAUAAAGAUGGCUUUGGCUUCACUUUACAGUCAAACAAAGGGGAAGAAGAAGCUGAAAAGAAAAAGCCCAUCGGAUGAUUAUUCCAAUCACGCUCCAGAAGAGCCAGCUUAUUCCACAAGACCGCCACCAUCGCCUCCACCUCCGCCCCCUCCGCCACCACCUCCGCCAUCAAUCUUUCAUAAUCUAUUCAGAAAAGGCAGCAAAAGUAAGAGAAUUCACUCUUUCUCUGCACCACCACCACCGCCGCCUCCACCUCCACGGUCGUCAAAACCUAAGAGCCAAACUCGGACGCCACCACCACCACCGAAGGCUCCACCAACUCUUCCACCGGAAUCAUCCCGUCGGCGAUCUACCGGCUCAACCGGGCGGCCUCCAUUGCCAACAAGGACCGACCAGUUCUAUGAUGAAACAGUGAAUAACGGAGGACAGUCUCCGUUAAUUCCGAUGCCGCCUCCGCCUCCACCUUUCGAAAUGCCAAAAACAAAAUUCGUUAUUCGUGGGGGUUUUGUUAGGGUACAGAGCACUCACAGCUCAAGGUGUAGCUCUCCCGAGUUGGACGAUCUUGAUGUCUCAUCUAGUAACGGAAACCCCGAUACGGUCAACGAAAGCGAUCGAAUGACAGCGUCCGCCUUCUGUCCGAGCCCUGAUGUGAAUGUUAAAGCUGAUACCUUCAUUGCUAGGCUGAGAGAUGGGUGGAGACUCGAGAAGAUGAAUUCCGUGAAGGAGAACCGCAAUUUGGGCCGUGGACCAGGCCCAGACCCAGGCCCAUCAAUGCAUUGGUAG